GUGUCUGCUCGGGCACUGGCGCCUCUAGUGCAAAGAUGGCAGAGGCGGACGACCAGCUGAGGUUGGCGAGGCCGCCGACCUUCAGCGGCAAGGAAGAUGAAUGGACAGAGUGGAGCUUCGUUAUGCGGAGCUACGCGGCGGUGCAGGCUUCCGAGAUGACCCACCUGAUCGAGGCGGCGGAGAGCGCAGCACAAACAGACAUCACAUUAGACAACAUCCAGCAACUGCUGGGUGCUGGAGGAGUGGCGGCGGCGAAGAAGCUGUUCCACAUCUUGGUCAUGAGCGUCAAAAGGCCGGCACUGGCCGUAUUACGUGGAAAUCGUGAGGCAAAUGGAGCUGGGGCUUGGCGAGCACUGACCGAAAGGUACGAACCGAACACGGCGCCCAGAGAACAGAGCUUGAUGAGCUCGAUCUUAGCGACGCCCCAGUUUCCAUCCGACCUCCCGGACUACGAGACGGCCUUGGGCGAGUGGGAGCAGACGGUGCGCAAGUGGGAGACUAUUUCGGGCGACCUGUUCAACGCGUCCAUGAAGAAGGCGCUGAUCAUAGACAAGGCCGCCAAGUCGGUGAAGACGCUUCCACAGAUGCAGAACUUGGACACCUACGAGCAGAUGGCCAUGGUGACGCUACAAAUAAUGCAGAGCAAUGCGCAGUGUUUGGCCGGCGUGCCAGUUCCGCCGAGGCCGCGACGAGAGCGAGACCCAAACGCCAUGGAGGUCGACGCGCUGACGAGGAAGGGCAAGGACGCCACAUGCAAGGACAAACGAGGCCGAGGUAAAGGCAAAGACGACAAUAACGGCAACACGAUCAACAUGACGGCCGAUUGGAUCAAGGACGCGGAGCGGUUCAUAUGGCAAGCGCAGGACUCCAAGGGCAAGGGCAAACGAAGCACGAAGAAGGGCAUCAACGAGCUGACGAGCCAGGAGCCUUGGAUCGCUUGGAAGGCAGCAGCGGACGCCUCGUCAGCAGGGGCACCGUCGACUUCGGCGGGCCAAGCCCGGGGCUACGCGGCGAAGCUCACGCACCGCGACCACGAGGACGAUUACGAAACCAGCUACAUCUUUGCCAUCACGGCCCGAUCGAAACAGGUGAACUACGUUGGAUACAACGUUGGUCCAUGGCUUCCUAUGUCAGUCCUUGUGGAUAACUGUGCCGACGAGCACGUCUGCGGCCGAGAGGACUUCUAUCGGCGUGGGAUACAGCGCAGCGCCGACCCGAAUUUCGAGGCAGCCGUCGGCCACAAUAUCAUACACUACGGCGAGCGCUCUGUCAAGCUGGAGCUGAAUGACGGCAAGAACAUCAUCAUCCCUUCCCAGGUGUGCGACGUGAAGACGCCCAUCCUGAGCGUCGGCGAGUUCUGCGGCUACGACUCGAGCAGGAACGCCAAGUUCAACAUGAACGGAUAUACCUUAUACCACGAAGCGGCUGGCGAGGUGAACGUGAACAGAGUGGACUACGUCGAGCAGGAGGUGGUCCCAGUCCAGACUUUACCAGGGCCGAAGGAGCCGAGCAAGGAGGAGAUCGAGAUGCAUAACCUACUGCACGACCCGCCGAUGCCGUGGUGCGAGAUCUGCGUCAAGGCGAAAGGCAGAGACGCUUGCCACCGGACCGCCGUCCAGACGCCGAUGCCGGCCAUCCAGUUCGACUGCGCGGAGGCGGGCAGCGGAGGCAGUGAUGUCCCGAAUUUCGAGUUCAUGGUGGGCGUGGACACGUCUACGGGAGCCGCGUGGGCGUCGGCCGUGCUGGUCAAGGGGAAGGAAGACGUCUUCGUCGUUCUUUCCAUCGUGCCCUGGCUAGCAGAGCUGGGCCACGCGAAGGUCAUCAUCCAGUCUGAUGGAGCGCCGGCGGCAGAGGCUGUAAUGAGAGCCGUAAAGGCGAAGGUAUCGACCAUGGAGUCGCCGCCGUGCGAGGUCAUUUUACAGCAGCCCCAGCGGCACGCCGCCUGGCAGUACACGAGGUUCCACAAGUGGCAGGUUUCGGGCAUGGCGGCCUACGAGAAGAUCAGGGGGGCCCCCUACCAGAACCCGAUACUCCUGGCGGGCGAGACGGUGGCGUGCCGCCGCCCAGGGGCCGUCAUCAAUAAGCUCGAAACGACGUGGCUGGAAGGAGUCUGGCGAGGAAGGGGUAGCAAGACGGACGAGCACCUCAUCGGGGCCCCGAACGGCCUGGCGAGGAGCCGAGCACUGCGCAGGCGAGUCGAGAGCAAGCGCUGGGACCGGGCGAUGCUGGAGGCCAUGAAGUGGGGAGGCGCGCCCAUGGACGUGGUCGGCGCAGCCCUGGAGCCUCACGAGCGAGCCAAGAGGGCGCGUGUGGCUGCGGGACAAGCCUCAGUUGAUGGAAAAGGAAAAACUUACCAUUUUCAGCCCAAAGUGGUUAGUUGCCGCGGGGCGCCGACCAGCUUGCAGCGCUACCAGGCCGCCACCUUCCCUGGGCAGGCAGCGGCAGCGGCGGCGAUUCCACCGACCCCCUCGCAGCCGCAGUCGGCGGCCGAGCGCGACGCGUGGGCGCGUGCGAGGCUGGGAGACCCACAGGCGGCUCCAGCGCGGCGCGGUGACGCAGGUGACGAGGAAGCACCGCGCACUCAGAGACGGCGAGUGGCCGUGCUCCGUGAGACGUGCGAGGACGACCGCGAGCCGAACACUUUCGUGGAGGCCAGAAUGAAGCUUUUUGAAAAGCUGACGAAGGUGCCUGGCAAUAUCAAGGAGGUCAAGAGGUCCGAAGCCACGACCGCCCCCCUCUCGGGGAGGUGGGUCGAAGGCCAACAUGACGACGGGGCGCUGAAAGCCAGGUGGACUACGAGAGGCUACGAACAGACCCUCAAAGGCAACGAGGACUUCCUCUCGGCGGCUCCAGCAACGCUGCACCUCAAGAUGAUGCUGGUGGACGCGGCCAAGAAGGGCCAUGUUGCAGCUAUAGGGGAUUGCAGCGGCGCGUUCUACCAGGCGCGUCUCGACUCCGAUGGCAACCAGGAAAAGGUGUACAUCGAGCCCCCGCCAGAGGCAGGGCUAGGGCCAGAUGUGGUCUGGGAGGCAGUGUCGGCCUUCCCCGGCUGGAAGGUUUCACCCGACGCUUGGGAGACCCACGGCAGCGGCGUCCUGACGGAUGAGAUGCACCUGGAGCAGUCGCAGUACGACGGGCGGGUGUUUCUACAGGGUCGAGGGCGAGGCGACGAGGGGGGAUUGCUGGCCAUGAGCCUCAGGAAGACUGAGGGGGGCUUCGCACUGCAGGGCAACCCUCUGUUGAUCACGGACAUGGCUGAGUUGCUGGGGCUGGAGAAUGCGAAGUACAGCGCCUUGCCUGAGACGGCGAACGCCAAGAAGCAGAGCGACGACGACGACGACCGUGACUACUCCGGCGCAAAGGUGCACAAGUCGCGCGUCGGCAUGCUUCUGAAGGAGUGGAAGUACGACGGCGUGAACCCCCUCCUGAUGACGGGGUUCCAGAGCGUACUCGCGGUGCGCCGGAAGCGAUGUCCUGGGAAAAUGAAGCACGUGGAGUUGAAGAUGUUGGCCAUCCAAGACUGGGCGAAGGAAGGGCGGCUACGCAUCCACAGAGUAUCCACUCACGAGAACCCGGCGGGCCUGAUGACGAAGGAGCUGUCCGUCGAGAAGAUGACUAAGUUCGGCCUCGCCCUCGGCUUGCGCGGCGG
Molecule: messenger RNA, 3649 nt
Organism: Prorocentrum cordatum
Lineage: Eukaryota; Dinophyceae; Prorocentrales; Prorocentraceae
Source: the annotation of a GenBank genome assembly